Trichomonas vaginalis G3 is the source of this 1302-nucleotide messenger RNA. Its product is annotated as protein ubiquitination. The transcript has a single exon. The record is from RefSeq and is a predicted model, not a curated record. Lineage: Eukaryota; Parabasalia; Trichomonadida; Trichomonadidae. The coding region runs from base 1 to 1302 and encodes 433 amino acids.
AUGGAUGAGGAAGAAUUCUCUCUUUCUGUGGCCGGAUUAUCAAAUCCAGGCAAGAAUACUCUCCCUCUAGAUUUUUGUUUUAUUGUUAAUGGCAAAAAAUACUAUUGUUAUUCAUUAUAUGCCGAUUUUUUAUCCCCAAAAAUUGCAAAAUUGCAUGAACAGGAUCCAAAACUUGAUAAAUUCGAAAUUAACAUCGAAGACGAGUUUGAAACCUUUGAUCUUGCAUUACAGCUCAUGUAUGGCGAAGAAAUUUCUCCAAAUGCUUUACAAUCAAAUUAUCUAAACAAACUCGGCAAAAUUCUCGAGAACGAAGAAAUAUGUAAGGCUACUGAACAGUGGUGCGAGCAAAUGUCGCCACAAGAUGCAAUACUUUUGUUGAUUCAUAAUCCGGACCAAGGAAGAUACAAAGAUAUAGCAGUUGAGAUAGUUGCGAAGUCAAUGUACGAGCUUAACUCAGGAGAUCUCAAAGAUGUACCGGUUCAAAUCCUCAAUGAAAUCUUUGUAAAUCCAAAACUUGCAAUUUUGAACGAAGAAACGUUCUUUACAAUCAUAAUGGACCUUAUUAACCUAAAGGGUCCAGAAUACAGAGCGCUGCUCUCUCAUGUUGAUUUCCACCACUUAUCAACAGAUUCAAUGAAGAAAUUUGUUGAUACAGUCUCAACCCACGAUGUUUCGUCAGUGCUUUGGAGGUCAUUGCAUAAGCGCCUUACUAUGGAAGUCAAAGAAAGAAGAAUUCAGACAAGAUACAUCAAAAAAGAAAUUCCAAUUCCUUACGACGACAAAGACCCUCACAACGGCGUUUUUACAUAUCUACGAAAGCAAUGUGGUGGAAAGAACCCCGUAGAUGCUCAUUUGGUCGAAUUAAAAUCAGGAGACACGGAAUGCUCCGUUGCCGCGAAAUUACUACUUGACUACGGUACUAAAGCAAGGUGGUACCUCGCUGAGAAAGAAAACAACACUCUAACGUUUGAUUUCAAACAUGGCAAAUUCGCAUUAAGCGCAUACACUAUUACUUCCGGCAGCUCUAGCAGCUACUGGGAAUAUCCAACAAGUUUCAUAUGGGAAGGAUCGAACGAUGAUAAGAAAUACGAAUUAAUUGACGAAAAGAAAGACAACAAAGACCUUGGAGCCAAUGAAAAGACAUAUACAUGGAAGUGCAACCUCUCUCAACUUUACAGAUACAUCAGAUUCCGUCUGAAAAACGUGACAAGACAUGGAGGUCUUUACUGCAGAGAAUUUGAGUUAUUUGGCGCAUACCAGGAACCAGAAACAGAAGCAUGGAACAUGGCUACUAAGGAAUAA